CCCAAAUGUUAACUGGCUCCCUCUCUGUCUCCAGAACAGGGACAACUACAUCCGCUCCUGUAAGCUCCUCCCUGAUGGCCGCACCCUGAUUGUGGGUGGUGAGGCCAGCACGCUGACCAUCUGGGACCUGGCCUCUCCGACGCCACGUAUCAAGGCGGAGCUCACCUCCUCGGCCCCCGCCUGCUACGCACUGGCCAUCUCCCCCGACGCCAAAGUCUGCUUCUCCUGCUGCAGUGAUGGGAACAUUGCCGUCUGGGACCUGCACAACCAGACCCUGGUCAGGCAGUUCCAGGGCCACACGGACGGAGCCAGCUGUAUCGACAUCUCCCACGACGGGACCAAGCUGUGGACCGGAGGUCUGGACAACACCGUCCGCUCAUGGGACCUGAGGGAGGGACGCCAGCUCCAGCAGCAUGACUUCACCUCCCAGAUCUUCUCUCUAGGCUACUGCCCCACAGGGGAGUGGCUGGCAGUGGGCAUGGAGAGCAGCAACGUGGAGGUUCUCCAUCACACCAAGCCGGACAAGUACCAGCUCCACCUGCAUGAGAGCUGCGUCCUCUCGCUGAAGUUCGCCUACUGUGGUAAAUGGUUUGUGAGCACGGGGAAGGACAACCUCUUGAAUGCCUGGAGGACUCCGUACGGUGCCAGCAUAUUCCAGUCAAAGGAGUCCUCUUCCGUCCUGAGCUGCGACAUCUCUGCAGACGACAAGUACAUCGUGACAGGCUCUGGAGACAAGAAGGCCACAGUGUACGAGGUGAUCUACUAGGAACACCAGUUUGACCCCUCCUAGUGGCCUGACGAGGGGAGCUGCUAGCCCCUCCUCCUCCUCUUACUUCACUCACCACACCCCCUAACCUCAAAGACCACCAGGGAUUGGACUACAGACAAUGUCGGCCGAUACCGCUCCCGGAUUGGUGCUCAGGAGGCACCAUGAACUCUGCUUGGCAGUUGGCCUGGCUAUGAUUGGCUAUCGGGUGCAGACUGUAACCCAAUGGGCACUGAAGAUGUAAAUUGUCUUGCUGUUUUUUGAUCUGUUCCUGGGCCUGUUUUUGAGGGUUUAUUUUUGAAGGUGAUGAAUGUUUCUGUAAUGUGACUGGAUGAAGCGGGGCUUUGUCUUUACAACAGUUGCUCCCUGGACGUCUUGUGAAAAUUGUACAUAAUGGAGUAAUAAAGACAUUUUAUAUAUAUAUUAUAAAUAUAUAUAUAUCUAUUUUCAUGUCCUGGUGUACUUGUGACGUUUUUGCUUUCGGCCUCUCCCUUCUGCUUGAUAUUCAAGGGAGAACAGAAAGUAGAAUAAGAUUCUUCUUUUUCUUUUUUUUAAGGAUUUUUGUUUCUUUUUUUUUUUUGAGAGUGUUGAAGCACAUUCUCCAGGCUGACCUUUUUCCAAAUCAAAUGGAAAUGUCUCUCCAAAAACUAAAUGGUCAACCAGAACACGUUUGUGGAGAUUCAAAUGUGAGUUUUGGGAUGGUGCUUUUUUUUCCUUUUUUUUUUUUUUUUUGGAGCUACAAAAAUGUCUGGGAAGUGGAGCCUGCCGGCUCAGGCAGAGCCAUGGAACUCCGUGGAAUACCACAGGACCCCUGCUUGGACCGGCCAAUCAGAGGAGACUGGGGGAUCGGCGAGAGGAGGAGAACAAUGUAAAUUAAAACCAUAUUAAAGAAACUAAAUACGACUUUCUCUGUGCCCUUUUAUGACCCGUCGUCUCUUUUACGUCUUGGAUGGUGUUUUGGGUCGUCUGGUUGAUGUUGAGCGAUGUUGACUUCAAUUCCACUGGAUUAUUACUAGUACGGGCUGACAGACUGGGCUCAUCGGCCGCGUCCCCAGUUCAUAUGGCCGGACACCAUCUGAACAUUGAGUCUGGACCUAACUCUGAUGUAGAACAACCCACAGGGUCAUCUAGACGGGGGGGUUAAGGAGAACAUGCUUCUAUGGAAUCCAUUGAUUUGCUCCUCUAUCCUCAUUUAUCAGUACAUCAUCAUAACCGGACUUGGAUUCCAGUCGAUACACAGUGCCUGUUAAGUGCUAGGGUUGGCUAUUAGGAUCUUUCAAAAUGUAAAACACCAGUUAGCAUUGUGACCAGCAUCUACAUAAUGUUCAGUACCGAGUAGGAUGAAGGUGCCUCUAGACACGGAUCUGUUUGGUACCCAAAUGGUGCUGAGGGUAAGAUGCUCUGUGUCUAAGGGGAAGAUCUUCCUCCACCGUUCAGCUGUUGGGGUGAACACUCAAAUUGUUCACUGCGCCCCAAUACCCGCCUUUCCUUCAGUCAUAACGAGGGGUGAAAUGUGAGCGUCUCCAAUUCACAACCAAAGUAUGUAGCAAAACUGUGUCAGCACUGAACAUAAUGUACAGUUGAUGAUCAUUCAAUAAAGUGUUUUCUUUGUAGAAA
This is a messenger RNA of Oncorhynchus masou masou (cherry salmon), 2383 nucleotides long. Its product is annotated as transducin-like enhancer protein 3. Gene Ontology annotation, biological process: regulation of DNA-templated transcription; negative regulation of canonical Wnt signaling pathway. The annotation marks the transcript as partial. Gene Ontology annotation, cellular component: transcription regulator complex; nucleus. The transcript has 5 exons. Gene Ontology annotation, molecular function: transcription corepressor activity; protein binding. NCBI's taxonomy places the organism in Eukaryota, Metazoa, Chordata, Actinopteri, Salmoniformes, Salmonidae. The record is from RefSeq and is a predicted model, not a curated record.